AUGUGUGCAACUAAAGAAGGACCGUAUUAUGAAGCAUUACCAACGAAUUUAAAACCAAUUCAUUAUGACUUAUCAAUUUAUGAUAUCAAUUUAACGAAUGAUACUUUUGAAGGUGACGUUUCAAUUGAAUUAGAAGUUAUAGAACCAACUAAUGAAUUAUAUUUAAAUUAUAGAGAUAUUACUGUUAAAAAGAAAAAUAUUGAGAUCAAGAAUGAUAAAGAAACAAUUGAAAUUGAAUCAAUUGAAGAACAUAAAUCAAAAGAAUAUUUUGUUGUAAAAUUCAAUAAACAAGUUACUCAAGGAAAAUUAUACGUUAAUAUCAAAUAUGACGCAGUAGUACAAACAAAUAUGGCAGGAUUCUAUAGAUCAAGUUAUGAUGACAAUGGAGUUGAAAAAGUAAUGGUAAGUACACAAUUUGAAGCAACAGAUGCAAGAAGAGCAUUUCCUUGUCUUGAUGAACCACUUUUGAAAUCAACAUUCAAAGUUAAAAUUACAGGUGAUUUAAAUUGGACAAUAAUAAGUAAUACACCAGUUGAAUCUACAACCACUACCACUGAAGGUCAACAAGUAGUUGAAUUUGAAAAAACUCCCGUUAUGUCUACUUAUUUAUUAGCUUGGGCAUGUGGAGAAUUUGAAUAUAUUGAAUCAUUUACACUGGAAAAAUACAAUGGUAAACCAUUACCUAUUAGAAUAUACACUACUAGAGGUGGGUACAUUGAAGAUGCAAAAUUAGCAUCAGAAAUCACUCCCAAAAUAGUUGAUUAUUUUUCAAAAAUUUUCGAAAUUCAAUAUCCCCUUCCAAAAUUAGAUCUUAUAGCAGUUCAUUCUUUUUCCCAUAACGCAAUGGAAAAUUGGGGUCUUAUAACAUAUAGAUCAACUGCAUUAUUAUACAACCCUACAAAAUCAGAUCCAUCAUAUAAGCAAAAAGUAGCAUAUGUUGUAGCUCAUGAAUUAGCACAUCAAUGGUUUGGUAAUUUAGUUACUAUGAAAUGGUGGGAUGAAUUAUGGCUUAAUGAAGGGUUUGCAACUUGGGUGGGUUACGCCGCUGUGGAUUAUUUAUAUCCUGAAUGGGAUAUAUUUAGUGAAUUUGUAAGUACUUCAUUAGAACAAGCUUUGGAAUUAGAUGGAUUAAGAAAUUCACAUCCUAUUGAAGUUCCAGUAGUUGAUGCAUUAGAUAUUGAUCAAGUAUUUGAUGCUAUAAGUUAUUUAAAAGGUGCAUCUACUAUUUUAAUGAUUUCUAAAUAUUUAGGUGAAAAAGUGUUUUUAAAAGGUGUUGCUUUAUACUUACAAAAGAAUAAAUAUGGAAAUGCUACUAGUCAUGAUUUAUGGAGUUCUAUUGGUGAAGUUAGUGGGAAACCUAUUGAUAAAUUAAUGGAAACUUGGAUUAAAAAAGUUGGAUUUCCUAUUGUUAAUGUUGAAAAUAAUGACCAAGGUUUAGUUUUUAGUCAAUCUAGAUUUUUGAAUGGUGGUGAUGUUACUUCUGAAGAAAAUGAGGCAGUUUGGUGGAUUCCAUUAAACACUUUGAGUGGAAAUUCAAUUGGGAUUGAUUCAUUUGAAGAAAAAAAUCACGUGGUUGAAGGUUUUCAAUUAGGUGAUAAACAAUUCAAAAUUAAUAAAGAUACAUCAGGAGUAUAUAGAGUUAAUUAUUCAGAUACGAUCUUGGAAAACAAUGUUAUAGCUCAUUUUGAAAAUUUUUCAACAAGAGAUAAAGUUGGUAUUAUAGCAGAUUUUGCAGCUACCGCAUGUUCAGGUAAUAAUUCAACAGUUAAAUUUUUAAAAUUUGUUAAUCAAAUAACACCAAAAUUAGGUAAUGAUUAUGUUGUAUGGUUAGAAUUAGGUAAAACAUUGAGUAAUUUCGCAACUGUUUUUGCAAAUGAUGAAUCACGUCUUCAAAUAAUAAAAUAUUUACAAAAUAUUUACUCAUCAAAAGCUAUUGAAAUUAUUCAAGAUAUAAAUAAGUCCGGUAUUGAUGAUUCAAAUUUCUUACAAGUUAAAUUUAGAGCUGAAAUUUUAACAAGAGCUGGGAAAUUAAAUAUCCCAGAAGUUUACAAUUACGCAUUAGAUUUGUUUAGUAAUCAAGAGAAAAUCCAUCCAUCAUUGGUAUUAUUCGUUUAUUCAACAUUAGCAUCUUCACCAGACUUUACACAAGAUCAAUUCGAUACUAUAAUGAAACAAGUUACAAAUCCAACAAAUUUAGAUUCAAGAGAAAUUGCAUUAACUGCAUUAGGUUCAACAACUAAAUCUGAAUUUGUUGAUAAAUUAUUAAAUUCAUUAAUUAAUCCUGAAAUUAUCCCACCAAUGGAUUCUCACUAUUUAGGAAAACCAUUAAGUAUAAACACAUCAACAAAAUAUAAAUUCUUGGAAUUUUUUUUAAACCAUUAUGAUUCUAAAUUUUAUAAGAUCAUGUCUACAAAUAUGGUUGUGUUGGAUAGAUUUGUUAAAAUCACUUUAAGAAAUUAUCAAACUGAACAAGAAUUCAAACAAAUUGAACAAUUUUUCGCUAAUAGAAAUAUUCACGGUUUUGAAAGAGCAUUAAAACAAGCUUUAGAUAAUAUUAAAAUAAAUUCUCAUUGGUUUGAAAGAGAUCAUAAAGAUGUUGAAGCAUAUUUAUCCUCCAAAUAA
Lodderomyces jiufengensis is the source of this 2622-nucleotide messenger RNA. RefSeq names its product M1 family metallopeptidase. The coding region runs from base 1 to 2622 and encodes 873 amino acids. The transcript has a single exon. Gene Ontology annotation, cellular component: cytoplasm. Gene Ontology annotation, molecular function: metalloaminopeptidase activity; zinc ion binding; peptide binding. Lineage: Eukaryota; Fungi; Ascomycota; Pichiomycetes; Serinales; Debaryomycetaceae. Gene Ontology annotation, biological process: peptide catabolic process; proteolysis. The record is from RefSeq and is a predicted model, not a curated record.